AUGGAUCAACUCAACUAUAAAGAACAACAAGAGUUCCAGAAAAUUGUGGAGCAAAAGCAAAUGAAUGACUUCAUGAGACUCUACACCAGUCUGGUGGACAGAUGUUUCAAUGAUUGCGUCAACGACUUCACCUCCAACAAACUUAGCUCUAGAGAAGAAACAUGUUUGAACAAGUGCGCUGAAAAGUUCCUCAAGCACUCCGAAAGAGUUGGCUCAAGAUUCCAGGAACAGAACCAGAUGUUGAUGAACCAGAUGAGAGGCGGCAAUUAA
Ogataea parapolymorpha DL-1 is the source of this 270-nucleotide messenger RNA. RefSeq lists its product as uncharacterized. The coding region runs from base 1 to 270 and encodes 89 amino acids. The record is from RefSeq and is a predicted model, not a curated record. The transcript has 2 exons. NCBI's taxonomy places the organism in Eukaryota, Fungi, Ascomycota, Pichiomycetes, Pichiales, Pichiaceae.